Messenger RNA from Cephus cinctus (wheat stem sawfly), 5338 nucleotides. It is a transcript of the gene Golgin104, whose product is annotated as coiled-coil domain-containing protein 186. The transcript has 8 exons. The record is from RefSeq and is a predicted model, not a curated record. Gene Ontology annotation, molecular function: small GTPase binding. Gene Ontology annotation, biological process: vesicle cytoskeletal trafficking. The coding region runs from base 191 to 3484 and encodes 1097 amino acids. NCBI's taxonomy places the organism in Eukaryota, Metazoa, Arthropoda, Insecta, Hymenoptera, Cephidae. Gene Ontology annotation, cellular component: trans-Golgi network.
UGAUGACGGAUGGCAGAUUUCAGGUUAUUUCUAUCGCGUUUUUAUUUAAUUUUUCUGUAAAAUAAGCCUCGUCUUUCUUCAAAGUAUUCGAAAAUAUGUUUACAUGUUGAGUGCUCGAAAUAAAAUGUAAAACUAGUGAAAAAUGACCCAAAGCUGAUUUGUACAACAAAAUACAAAUUUCUUCUUUGACAUGGAUGAAGAACAAUUAGGAACUUUUAACAAUUCCACCGAGGAUUUUGAAAAAUCCUUACAAACUUGUUCAGAUGACAGUACAUCGGAGCAUAUGGUUGCCAUUAAAAACACUGUUGUGGAAGAAGAACCAAUAUCGUCAAAAAUUAAAAAGGGUCAUGAAAGUAUUGACUGUUCGAAUGACAUAAGUAUUGAUUCUACAAUAAAAUCAGGAGCUUCUUCACCAAAAGUUGCUGUUGCUACUAAUGGUUCUAAUGAGAUUCAAGAUUUGAAAAGUGUCAUAACUAUUGCUGAAGCUGUGUCUUCCAAUGAAAUUGAUGAAUUCACAAAAUUCAAAACUUCUCCUAGUGCUCUGUCAUCAAGCUCCAGUUUAUUGGAAAGUUUGACACCUUUGGAGAAAGAGGCAGAAAGCAGCCAGUCUUCAACUUCAAUUAUGAAUACGAAUGUAGAACCUUGUGAGCAUCAAGCAAUAGAUAUUGGUCAUAUAUUGACUAAGCAAUCGUCAGAAGAAAAUGAUGAAUCCUCAAAACGUGUUCAAUCCCUCGUUAAGGCAAGACCUACGUUGGCAGAUGAUUCUAAGCUUGUGAAAAUGUCUUUGCCUGGAAAUCCCAUAAACUUAAUGCAGUCCAAUGCGCAAUUUCUUAACCGCAGCCGCAACUUCUUAAACUUUAUUACUGAAAAGUCAACAAAUAUCAUGGAAAAGACAUUACUCCCACAACAUUUGGCUGUACGUUAUAAUACCGUUAUGAAAUUAACAGACACAGGAUAUGUCGCAGACAAGAAAGAACUACAAGAAUCAACUCCAAUGUCAGAAAUUAUUAACGAAAUUGAAUAUGCAGAAAAAAUCCCUGAACAAAACCUAAUGCAUAAUGAUAGUCAAAAUGAAAAUAGUUCACCUUCAGAAUGUACAAGUCCUGAGAAUCUUAGAUAUGACACUGGACAAAAAGCUUUUGUUGCUGAAACUUUGAUUAAAAAUAUGCCAAUGAACAAGAAUAUAUCUGAUUUCCAAAGAGUAGAUAAUAUGGAAGAGGAAAGACCAGAAACGAUAUUCCAUGUACUCGAUUUGACAAAAUUUGAAAACAUUAAGAUGGACAGUAACAAUGCCAAUAGUGGAAUAGUUUUGAGGACUGCAGAUGAUGUUUUGACAAACGCAAGUCCAGAAACUUCAGAAAUUAACCCUAACGAAACUUCUGAAAUAAAUGCUUCAAGUCCAAGGGAGUCUCUAGAUUCUAAUAUCUCAAAUAGUCCAAAAAACGGCUUACUAAAUCAUCCUGUGUACCUGACCCUUUUGAGGGAUUAUGCUAGUGUAAAAGAUUAUAAUCAGAAGUUAUCAGAUAAAACUGAAGUAUUAGAAAAAGAAAACAAACGUCUAGCAGCUGAAAAAAAUGGUGAAUUGUACGCCAUCCAAAUCGAAACCUUAGAAAAGACGAUUGAACAUCUGAGGCAUGAAAUGAAAGAAGCAACAACUAAGCAGGAGACUCUAAGUAAAGAAUAUACAGCUGCAAAUAAGGAACGUGAAAGUAUGGUAAUGAAAUAUGCAGUCAGCGAGAAGCAAUUGAUAGAUGCUCAACGGGCUAGGGAUUAUGCAGAACGUAAACUUAAAGAAAUGUUGAAAGAGCAGGAGCUUCUUCAGAACAAAGUGAAACAAAUUCAGGGUGAACGUACAAGGAUAUGUAACAUUCUUGAUGCAAAAUGUCACGAUUUGACGGACGCCCAAAAGGAGGUGGAAAGACUGAAGGAAGAGGUAAAUGUAAAAGAUGUGAAAUUGAAAUGGACGCAAAACAAACUAAAGACUGAAAUGGAAGCUAGAAAGGAGACCCAGCAAAAGCUAGACAAAGCUUUGAUAAGGAUUAACGAUAUGAAAGAAGAAUGUGAUCAGGUGCGUCGUGAGACACAAGAAACCAUGCGCAGAUUCCAACAGUCAGAGGAGAACAAAGCAGUCACUCUGGACCAACAAUUGAAAGAACAACAAGCACGGCUAAUCUUAGAACGCCACGUAACAGAGGACAAGGAGAUGUCACGAAUGCAAUUGCAAAAGGAAGUCGACCUUCUGAAACAGAGACAACAGGUGCUUAUAGAAGAGAACAACACUCUCAGCUUAAAAGUUCAAGAGUUGGAAAAGAAUCGGCUUAGCUAUGAGAGUAAUCUGAGUAAUCUCAAGAUAAUAGCGGAUCAACGUCAGAAAGAAAUUGUGGACUUGGUUGGGAAAGUAUCUCAACUGGAAACAUUAAAAUUACAGUUAAUACAUACGGAGCAGUGUUUAUCAUCGAACGAAACUGAAGUUCAGAGGCUACGUCAGGCAAACGAAGAACUUCAAAGUGACAUGGAGUCGUGUAGACAACGCGAAGCUCAUAUGCUAGAUUUUACGCAAAAGCUAACAGACAAGAAUGUGAGACUUCAAUCAGAAUUUACAUCGAUAGAAGCCAAGGCGCAGCAGCUUGAAUCUGAACAAGGUCCUCUGCGUGAGCACAUAGAAGAACUGUCUACAAAGGUGAAGAAGCUGGAGGAGAGUUUAGCUCAAGAGCGAAGUAAAAGAAUUGAGGAAUGCGAACUCCUGGCAAAACAUGUAGCCGAGCAAACUCAACUGGCUCGUAACCUCACACAGAAGUUGGAAGACAGCCAAGGAGAAAACGCUGUACUUAGAAGGAAACAGCAGAUCUCGUUAAAGGAGAUGACUAGGGAAUUACAGCACUGUCGAAAGAGACUAGAAGCGUUUGAGACUGCAUCCCCUAGCAGUUCGUUAGACCCUGCAUCAAGAACAGGCUCUAGUACCUCCUUGAACAUAGGAGAUACGUUAAAUGGUGCUUUGUCUGAUAACAGUAUUGGUGGAGAUCAUACGUUACAAACUGGUGAACCGGACAGACAGACAUUGAUAGACAGAAUUGUAAAACUACAGAAAAUUAACGUGAGACGUGCUGAGAAAUUGGAUUUCCUUGAAGAGCACACGCGUACCCUGGUCGAGGAGUUGCAGAAGAAAACAAAAAUAAUACAGAAUUAUAUUUUGCACGAGAACUUUGAUGCAAUGGGCAGUAACGAAAGGGACAGAAAUAAGCAUCUCAAGAGUAGACGAAACGCUGCUGAACUAGCGAGACACGGCGGUAUUAUGGCCUCCGUGUACAAUCACCGAGUCUCUGAUGAUAAUAUGACGCUGGAGCUCUCCCUAGAAAUAAAUCAGAAACUGCAAACAGUUUUGGAAGAUACAUUGCUGAAAAAUAUAACGCUGAAGGAUAACAUUGAUACUCUCGGCGAAGAAAUCGCGAGAUUAACUAUGCAGAAUAAUCAACGUAAAAAAUAACAAGCCAUAGAUAUUGGCGAAUAUGGCAAAGGUUCAGUUAACCAGGGAUUAACAUAUAUAGGCCACAAAUAUUCCUAAUUCUGGUGCUAGGAAAUUGUACUUACGUAUUUGCAAGCCUCGGGAAGCAGUGGAACCUCAUAAUAAUGAAGUCAUAACGUCAUCUUCACAACCUUGUUGUCAUAGCACUCAUGCCACUUGUUAUAUUGUACAUUAUUUUUUUUUCAUGUUUUUUUUUCUUCUCUUGCCUCUUUUCGCUAAACAUAUUACGAAAAACAGAGCCAAUCCAUUAACGAUAUAAAAUUCGAAUUUACACUCUUGACGUAUCUAGUCAAAAAUAUUAUUUUAUCAAAAUGGUGCUCGGUGCGUGUUAUUUGAUAGGCCAUAAUAUUUGCAACAAGAACAUUGCCCUUCUUGCGUUCAUUUAUAUCGCAAUUCAUGUAAUUUGCGAGACCUUUUCUCAACUUUUAGAAACGAUAUAUUUUGUUGUUCUAUUUAAAACGGCCUAUUACGCCGAUAAAGCAGUUUGUUAUGUCCUUUUUUUUAUUUAUACUAAACUUACAAUUAUUUGUUAUUUUAUCCUGAUGUACUGAUGUACUUAUCUCAACCAAUAAUUGUUUCAUUGUUCAUUGCCGAUGAAAACACACAUUCCCAAAAUUGAAGAAAGCCCAAUUCCAAAUUACACUUAUUGUUAUUAAAGUAUCGAUUAAAAUUGUUUUUUUAACCAAUCGCAUCCACAAACACACCAUCAACUCAUUAACACAAAGAUGACUAUACGUGUAUUAAAUCGUGUACUGUAUUCAAGAAAAAGUUGUAUCAUAUUAUACACGUAAGACAUUAAAUAUAACAUGUACGAUACUCCUGAAACGGAUAAAUAGAAAUAAAUUUCGUCAAAAAAAAAAAAGAAAAGCAAAAAGAAGAAACCUCCACCAAGUACGCGAGAACGUUCCUUAAAUUAAAAAAAAAAUAAAAAUAAAAAAGACCAAAGCACAACCUGUAUCAUAGACAUACUGAAUUUUUAUUCGUAUACGCCAUACGUAGCAAAUACGAGUGAAUAUACAAGAUAAUAAUAAUAACCAUUUCAAAUAUUCUGCAUGAAACUUUACGUAUUCUCAAGCAAUUAUUGAGAAUGACGAGGAGUAAAAAGUGAAAAAAAUUAAAACAAAAUUAGUCAUAAAAUUCCACGUCUUUUUUUUUAAUAAUACAAGCGCGGCAAAUAUGAAAAUUGUUUUUUGAUUGAGUGGAGCAUCGCGUAUUCGUAAGUAUUUUAUAUUCGUUUUCAACAAAAAGAAAUUCAGAGAUUUCUCUACUUUAAUUUGUACACCGAUUGCCACCUUAUAUGAUUAGUGCGCUCAGAACUGUAUUUCUUCAUCACAAAUCUAUUUCUCUUUGCUUUCAAACGUUUCUUCUUCUUUCUCCUCCAGAGAUCACGUGCAUUCUCGCAGAUGAAGGAAAAGGGAGAAAAGGCCGCGUUCAAGGACGGUGGAUUACACGUGCAGCGUCUAAUAAAAAGUGAAGAAGCACUGAACAACCCAGCGAUAUUUAUGACAACGAUGAUGAUUCCAUCUUUUUUUUUCUUCCCCGGCUCUCACGUGAAUAAGACACAUUUUCCAUUGGGCGAGUGGAAUGAGUUUUUAGCGUUUUUUUUUCUUUCAUAAAUAUGUUAACGCUAAAAUGCGACUGGAAUUGGGCAAUACGUGUUGUAUUUAUGUACAAACGAGACAAAUCUAGCGAAAUAUACAAGUCAAGUGGCGGAUAUAGCUAUAGAUACGUAAUAACGAUUUUAAGAGUUGGAAAUAGAUAUAUAUAUAUUUAUGUAUAUGCGUGUGUAUGUAUAAUAUAUUUAUAUAGAAGAUA